Molecule: messenger RNA, 7618 nt
Organism: Klebsormidium nitens
Lineage: Eukaryota; Viridiplantae; Streptophyta; Klebsormidiophyceae; Klebsormidiales; Klebsormidiaceae
Source: the annotation of a GenBank genome assembly
CGCCGGGCGGAUUUCACAACGGGAAAGAACCAACGGAAGUGUUCAUGAUAUCAGAAAGCCCCUCUUCUCAUUGGAGCGGUGGUGUUUCUGCAGUUUGAAGGACAGGGAACAACGUAGAAGUUGAACGCGAUAUCUCCAGGGGUUCAGGAUGGGUGUUCAGGGGCUGUGGGAGCUGUUGGCCCCCGUCGGCCGGCGUGUGUCCGUGGAAGCUCUUGGAGGCAAGCGACUGGCAGUUGAUGCAAGCAUCUGGAUUGUCCAGUUCAUGAAGGCGAUGCGCAAUGACCAAGGCGAGAUGCUCCGUAACGCACACUUGCUGGGGUUCUUCCGGCGCAUCUGCAAGCUGCUGUACCUGCGCGUGAAGCCCGUCUUUGUGUUUGACGGGGGCACCCCCGCUCUGAAGCGGCAGACGGUCAUGGCUCGCAGGCGGCAGAGGGACAAGUCUCAGGCAAAGAUCAGGAAAACCGCUGAGAAGCUGCUCCUGAACCAUCUCCGAACCCAAUGCUUGGAAGAGCUCGUCGAGAAGAAGACCAAGGCCUCCCGCCUGAAAAUGCAAUCACCAGUCCCUGGGGCGACUUUCACCCCAGACUCUGCCCCCCCGGAAGAACCAGCCCCGCAGCGAAAGCAGCGGAGGGGGGUCCGUGCAGAUGGGAGGGGUCAGUUUAGUGUCGUGCGAGGUGCCGAGAACAAGAAGGGGAAAGCGCUGAAGAGGCGGCUGAGGAGAAGGAUCAAGGAGAAAGGAGUGCGGAGGCGCCAGGCAGCGGCACAAGGGGGUCAGGGGGAAGACGGGGAAGUUGAGAGCGAGGGAGAUGGGGAAGAAGACGUUGAGCUUGAAGAGGAGGAGGAGGAGGAAGAGUGGGAGGAAGGGCAAGGGGGUCUUGGGGAUGGAGAUGCUGGGGCGUCGACAAAUACCCAUGCGGCGCAAGGAGCUGAAACAGGGAAGGUUAUUGGCCAAAUGUCUCAGGGGCCUGGUCAAAGUCCGCCGGGGGCCAGUGCAGGUGGAUUGGCGUCGAUGGCGGGUUCUGCGGGAACAGCGGCUCGAAAUUUCAGAGGGGAACAGGGGUUGGGGCUUCCUGGUUCGGGAAUGUCGGCCUCGAUAGAGCGACGGCCUGCUGCAGAACCGCAGGGUGCAAAGGCUCCCUCAUCCGGACCUUUGCCGACGUCAAGUCUCGCACAGCCCGUCUCGAAUGGAACCCGAUCCUUGCAAUUGAGCAGCAGUGCCGGUCAACCAUUGCAGAUCAUGGCCGGCCCUUCUGGAUUGAGUUCGCACCAAAACGGGGGUCCCUCAGCCAAUGGGCUUCAAAACGAGGGGGCUGGAACGCAGGCGGGUAAAGGGGAGGAGGACGAUGAAGAGGAGGAGGAGGGGGAGUUGAUCAUGAUGCCAGAUACGGACAACGCGCUGGAUCCGACGGUGCUGGCGUCGCUGCCGGCGUCGGUGCAGAUCGAGCUGAUGCAGCAGAUGAGGGAGCGGCGAGUCGCGCAGAACCGCGAGAAGUUCAGGCAAGUGGCCAAGGUCCCCGAGUCCUUUUCCAGCAUCCAAAUGGAGGCGUACCUAAAGAACGUGGCGAUGCGGCGCGACGUUGCCAAAGUACACGAGGCGAUGGCCAAAGGCACCAAGGUCAUCCCUGGCAUGGAAGACGUUCCGGCCAUGCGGAUUGCGAGCGAGCAGGGGCGAGAGUUUAUUUUCAAGAGCAAUCCUGAGAGGGCUGACUCGGAAUCUCAGGACGGUUUUAAGGCAGCUUUGGGAGUAAAAGGCUUAGGCCGGGGGUUGGGGGCGAGGAAAGUCCAGAAGCCAGGGGCGUUGAAAUGGAGACAGAGCGAGAAGGACAAAGUGGAAAGCUACAAGGAGAAGCCGUCGUGGUUCAAGGCGAGCCCGUAUGGGUUGGGUGAGGUUAAGUUGGAAUCGGUUAGCGACGGGGUGAUUGGCGUGGUCAAUGCGGAGACGGUCAGUGAUGCCGGUUAUGGCGAACUGCAAGUGGUUAAGGAGGAGCUGGAAAGUGCUGGAGGGAGCGGGAAAGUUUUGGUUGCAAUUGACCCGGAGCUUGCGGUGCUUGAUACGAAUUCGCAAUGGUCGAUGGGGGGGCGUUCGUGGUGGGGGGGGGAGGUCGGGAGGGGGGCGAGAGGGGGGGGGAGAGAGGGACGAGGAAGGGGGGGCAGAGGCGACAAUGGCGCCGACAAGUUCCUGGGGGGGUGGAUGAAAGUGCUGAAGCUGACCAAGGACGAGUGGGAGGACGGCGCCGGGGGGGGCGAUGUCGCUGUGAGCGUCGAGGGGGGUGCAGAGGUGCAGGGUGAUGAUUUGUUCACAGCCGACAUGUUCAAGAAAGGAGGGGCGAGGGAAAAGCUGGAUCCAGGGGUAGUUGCGGAAGUGGCCCGGGCGGCGGCGGAGCGGUUGGCGAAAGCGAACGGAUUGGGCGGAAUGGCGAACGGAAUGGGCGGAACGGAGCAGGAAAGAGCCGAUGCAGAGAUCAGCAUCGGCAUCCAAGUUGCGCAGAAGGAUGGUGGCGAGGGAGGGGCUCACGUAAACGAGAGAGUGGCUGACGAAAGCGGAAGAGGGGCUGACGUAAGCGAGAUGGGUAACGGCCAUGGCUUGGUUGUGAGUGAGGACGAGAUGGACUGGGAAGAUGGGGGCGUGCUCGAAACCGGGGGGGUGGCAAGGAACUCAGUCGCUGCUACAAUUGCUGACCAAGCGCAGACAGAAAUGGGAGCCGGAAAGUUUGAGAGCGUGGAGAACGUGGGGUUAAAGAAGCCGGGGAUAGCGAGUCGAGGACUGAUUUCCAAAGCGGGUGCUAGACGUCUCGAAGAAACGCUUGUUCUAACAGCGGAUGGAGAAAGCGUGCGCCCGUUUGUGAUGGACGACGGGAGCGAUGUCGAGUGGGAGGACGGCAGCGGGCAGUUUGGGAAAGCGGACCCGGUGUCGAAACCUUUAGACUUCUCCAGCGAGCAAAGUGAGACUGCAGGAAGCCUAGACGAUCUGGCGACACUGGCGGCGGUUCUGGACGAUCCGACGGGGGCGCUGCCGAGCAUUGGCGCGCUGGCGGAGGACGCGGACUUGGAAGAAGCGAUACGGAGAAGCCUAAAGGAUUUCCAGGGGGCUGGCGGCGCGGCAGGGGGCGGGAAAGCCUCUAAGGGAAUUGUCAUCCGAGAAGGAAAAGGAGCGGGAGAACCACUAGCUGCAGCAAACAAUGGAAAGCAGCCAGCGACCGACUCGGUAGUGGAGAUUGCGGAUGGAGAAGAGGCGUUUUUCGCGCGGGAGAGGGCGAGAAAGGGCAAGGGAAGAGUUGGGGAGGAACAGGCUGCGAGGCAUGAGGAACCAGAUUGUAAAGUAAAUAAGCCCUUAACGGGCGCUGCAAAUGUCCCCUCCAGUGUACAGACAGGUGACGGAAAAGCACGCCCCCAGCAAACGGACAUUUCUCAAGUCCAACCAGACGAACGCGCUUCUGGACAGGUUUCGGACCAAACAAGAUCCUUAAACCCACCACUUGUUGACGCAGCAACGCUCCCUCCAUCCGUGCUACCGAGCAUUUUGCCGGACCCCAUUCCGAGCGCUCCGGCAGUAACAGCGGAUCCGACAGUCUCUGCAAACCCCUCCGCGGAUCUUAACCCUCAGUCAAAGUUCUCGCCUGAGGGGCUUUUGACUCCGCCACUGAACACCCCCUCCAAAAUAACGCCUCCAGCUGGGUCAAACCCUCUUCCAAACCCUGUUGAAAACCCCUCUCUAACCGGCACCGCGAGCAAAUCGAGCGCUCGGCCCACAAACGGUCUCCCAAAAGUGAGUGACUCGUUACCCCCCCGGCCCAGCAAUAUGCGGAACCCGUUUGCGGACGACGCCCCUCCGUCUUUUCCGGACAUUGACGAGCUUCUCGAGGACGAGGAAGAGCUGUCGGAAGACCGGCACGAACUAGAGCGGCGGGAGAAGGAGGCGCAGGACUGGGAACGCGCCGAGCAGGAGACUCUGGAGAUGGAGGCCGCCAUCGCCGAGAGCCUUGUGGAUUCCGUUCCCGGAACCGGGGGGCCGGAAUUCCGUGCGGGGGCGUCCGGAAGCGCGGCGAGCGGUGUGCACGAAAAGCAACUAGGUGCGGGCGAAUCGUCACGGAGAGAACUGGCAGGAUCACGGUCGGAAGUGGAAGUCGGACGAAGUGCGGGGCUCGAUUUCGGGGGAUCAUCCGAUGCGGACGCUCCCAACGGGGGGGCGGCUCACGAGCCGGACGCCGCUCUGGGGGCGUCGGGAGGGGUGAGGAUAGCGACCCCCCGGGGCGGGGAAGUGAUGUUUGAGGGGAGCACGCAGCAGGGGCGCUUGUUAAGGGAGCAGGAGACAAGGCGGGCGGAAAGGGAAAAGCUAGCGGAGGAAAAGGCGAAGCGGGAAGCGUUGGAGAAGGAGGCGGAGAUGCAGGACGAGCGGGAAAGGUUGGCAGCAGAAGAAGCGGCGCUGCAGGCUGAGAUUGAGCGCGAGCGCGCGCUCUUGGAGGACGAAGAAGCCGAGCUGCAGUACGCGCAGCGCGCCAACACGAUCAACGCCGAGUCGGCUACCGGGGAGAUGUUCUCCGAGUGCCAGGAGCUGCUGCAAAUGUUCGGCAUCCCGUUCAUUAUUGCGCCGAUGGAGGCAGAGGCGCAGUGCGCGGCAAUGGAUAAGAUGGGGCUGGUGGACGGGGUCGUGACGGACGAUAGCGACGUGUUCCUGUUCGGCGCCAAGGCGGUGUACAAGAACAUCUUCGACAACAAGAAGUACGUGGAGACGUACUAUUUGCGCGACAUCGAAAGUGAGAUGGGCCUGGAUCAACAGAAGCUCAUCAACAUGGCCACGCUCCUUGGUAGUGACUACACCGAGGGCAUCAGCGGCAUCGGCAUCGUGAACGCCAUCGAAGUCGUGAACGCGUUUUCCGGCCCCGACGGCCUCUCCAAGUUUCGGGACUGGCUGGAUGCUCCCGACGAGGCCCUGUUCGCUGCCGCGCAAAAGAACGCCAAAGCCCGGGAAAAGCGCAACCAGGCCGAAAACAAGGCCUCCGCCAAAAUCGAGUCAGACGACGAAGACCGACCGCUCGCGUCGCUCGCCACGAAUCGGAACAGCGGAACCGGAACCGGCGAGGCCCUGUUGGAGGUCAAGGCGGAGGUGAAAGAGGACGCAGAGCUGGCGAUCGCAGCGAACCUGGCCGAAAACAGGGCCCCCAAGGAGGAAAACGAGGAGACCGUCCGUUUAAAAGCGUUUGCCGCGAAGCACCGGAACGUGAGCAAGAACUGGACGGUGCCGCCGCGGUUUCCGGACCGCGCGGUCGUGGCGGCGUACACGCGUCCGAGGGUGGAUACGUCAGAGGAGAAGUUCGAGUGGGGGCGGCCGGACCUGGAGGCGCUGCACCAGUUCUGCUUCGAACGGUUUUCGUGGCGCAAGGACAAGUCGGACGAGAUCCUGCAGCCGGUGGUGAAGGCGUUCGACGCGCACGAGUCCCAGACGCGCCUCGAGUCCUUCUUCGGGUUCAGCCAGCGAUUUGCCAAGAUCCGCUCCAAGCGGAUUGCGAAGGCCGUGACCGGAAUCACCGGAAAGAAGAACGCGGAACUCAUGGCGGACGAAAUGGAGGCGGCGCCAGUGAAGAAGGGCCGGAAGAAGAAGAGGGACGGGAAGGCUAUAGAAUCCGGAAGUGCACGGGAGAACGCGGCUGAAGCGGGAACUACGAGAGAGGCGGCACCGGCCAGGAUUGGCGGCAACAAAGAGACGAAUGGGAAGCUUAUCGAGUCAGGAGCGGAAGGGGAAGAAAUAGCUGAAGCGGGAACUUCUAGAGGUGUCGAGCUGGAUCCGGAAAUCGGAAGGAGUAUCGAGAAGGCGGCUCGGUCGGUGGGCAGGGGUGCCGGGAGGGGAACACGUGGGAGGGGUAAGGCCGCCCCACGUGGAAGAGGCGAAACGGGGACGCGUGGCAGAGGCCGUGGUCGGGGAAGGGGAGCCGAGGUUGAGAGGGCCAAAGAACUAGGAACGGGACAAGCGGAUGUGUUGAACGGGGGCCCUGCCGAAGCGGCCGCGCCGCCAUCGAGAAGGUCGAAGCGACAGAGAGCGCAAGUCGCCUACGCAGAGCCGUCGAUCGAGCAUUCGGACGCCAGCGUGAGCGACUACCAGCUGUCCGAUGACGAUCCGGACGCGUCGCCCAGCAAGCGGCCGCGGGGUUCAGGGUCCAAGGACCGGGAGACGCGCCUUCUGCAGGCCGCUGAGGCGGUGGCGGCCGCGAAGCCGCGACUUGCCGGGGUUGGAGGGGUUUCGGAUGAAGCUCCGCUGAGAGAAGUGCGGUCCGGUGACGCGACGGCGGCUGCGGACGAAUUGCUCGGGGGAGCGAAGGGUUUUGCGGUCUCAGAGGGUUUGGAGGUUUCGGAGGCGGCCGCCGUCGAGGCCCGGGAGAGCGGGGGAGGGUUCGUGUUGGAGGAAGAUGACGUUACUGCUGACGAGGAGGCGCUGCAUGGGGGGGGCGGGUUCGUGCCGGACGAAGAAGAGGAGGGGAUAGAACCGGGUACUGCGGACGGAGGGUUAGGGAAGGUUGACGGAACCGGGGAGGGUUUGCGGACGGAAACCGGGGAGGUUUCUACGAGAGACGGGGAUGGGAGCGGGGGCGUAGACGAUGCGGUGUUGCGGCUCACGAGCGAUCCCGCAGACUUCGCUUCUCGGUUGGAAGAAACAAUGGCGCAGCCUGACGGGGGGGUGGACAAGCCCAGCGGGCGCCAGUUCCUGACCCCCCUGAAACGUAAGAAGCAGGUCCGUUUUCAGGAGGACAGGGAGAAGCCCGAGCCAAAAGCGCCCAGACCGUCGCUGUACCUUGGCGCUGCGAAGGGCCCUGUGUCUGGCAGUGUUGACGGGGUUACGCCUGGGAUUGGUGCGGGACCGGUGAUGACAGGGCCUGGGAUGCUUCCUGUGCAACCGGGGGGGGCGCCGGUUGGCGGCAUGGUUUGGAUUAACCGGGGGCCGGUACUGAAUCUGUGGGUGGCGGUAGUUGCAGUGCGGCAGGGGUUCUCGUUCGAAGAGGGGCUAUCGUUUGGGAAAGCGGUGACUACGAUGUACGCGCAAACGAAGGGACGCAGGCUGGGGAUCAUCAAAGGGGGGGGUGCGGAAGAGCAGGAAAUGGAGGGGGUGGAAAUGUAUCGAGUGUUCAACACGGAGCUCCCCGCCAAACGGCUGAAAGACGGGCUCCAAGCGGUGAGCGAGAACCGGCUCCUCGCGCCGGGCCCGAUCAAGGCGUUCCUCAGCAAGGCCUUUGCGCAUAACUGGGCAUCGGCCCGGGCGGCUAUGGAGUUGCUGGCGGGCACUUAUGAUCCGGAGGAACUAGGGGCGGAGUGCUACAAUCUGUAUGUAAGAUUCAGGCCCAGCAUUCAGGACGGAGUAAAGGGGUGGGGUCAGAAGGGGCUGCUAGAUUUGGGCUUCAUCUCGGGCACGCUGGUCAGGGAGAAGCAGGAAAGAGGGCCGCUCUAACAGGCUUCCGUAUGUUCAAGUUCAUACUGUGUACUGCGUGUUGGAUGAAAAGUUCGGUUGUGGUCCUCGCUUGCAGGCGGACAGCUCAGGAUGAUCAUUCCAGUCAUCAUUGGUUGUUUCCUGUUCAUUCGUGACUACCAACUUGGCAAGCUGGACGUGUGUCGGAACCUCGAUGAUCAUGGG